This is a messenger RNA of Microthlaspi erraticum, 1128 nucleotides long. The record is from the annotation of a GenBank genome assembly. Lineage: Eukaryota; Viridiplantae; Streptophyta; Magnoliopsida; Brassicales; Brassicaceae.
AUGGCCGCCGCCUCUCCGCAGUCUCAGGUGGAGCCGGUGACUGAAGGUUCACGGGGAAAGGAAGUGGGUUCUCAAACAACGUCAGAAGCGAUGCAGAAACAACCAGUGAAGCUCUCAUGGGCUUCAAUUGUUCAAAACAAGCCAACUCUUUCAAAACAUGUGCUAAACAUCCAAGUCAUUGACGGAGCCCCCACGGUAGAGAUUCCUGAAGAAAUCCUCAAGGACUUAGUUCCGCUUUGGGAGGAUUUUCUCAUAGGCAAGUUUCUUGACACGGCGCCACAUGUCGCCAAGGUUCAUGUCAUAGUCAAUAAGAUCUGGACAUUGGGAGACAAAUCAGUCAAGAUCGAUGCGUUUCCGGUGAAUGAAACAACAAUCAAAUUCAGAAUCAGAGAUAGUUUAGUUCGAGAUAGAAUUUUGCGCAGAGGAAUGUGGAAUAUCGCCGACGUUCCAAUGAUAGUAACAAAGUGGUCCCCGGUGGUGGAAGAAGCACAACCGGAGAUGAAAUCGAUCCCGAUGUGGGUUGUCCUAAAAAAUGUCCCACACAGGAUGUUUUCUUGGCCGAAUAUUGCGAGUGCAGCUGGAUAUUUAAAGAGGCUACACCCGGACACAGAGCUAUGUAAGAGUUUCGAGGAGGCAAAAGUGUUUGUUGAGGCUGAUCUAACAAAGGAGCUACCAGAUUUCUACCGCUUCAAAUCGGACCAGGGAGUCGAUGCACUGGUUGAAUUCAAAUAUCCGUGGUUGCCUCCUAGAUGUUCCUCUUGCAAGAAAUGGGGGCAUAAUCAUGAUACUUCCUUACUUAAAAAAAGGCUAGUAGUGGAGGAAACAGGGGAUACCAUUGUUGCUGAAGAGACUGCAGCUAUCGACAAUGUAGAUAAGCAAACAGUCACGACACCCAUUUCAAUGACUACUGAACAGACGUCCACCUUGGAAACUAUCUCGCCUCAAAAGGAAGUAGUGGAAAAGGUAGGAGACGAUCAGGGACAGGACAACUACAUUUCGCCAACAAAGUAUGGAAGAUCAUCUGAGCAAAAAAGGAACGGAAAAAACACAGAGAUUGCGAUCUCUCCUUCACGCUACGCUUUGUUAGCUGACCCAUAUGAGGACGGGGUCGAAGGGGCUGAACAGUAA